Molecule: messenger RNA, 306 nt
Organism: Arctia plantaginis
Lineage: Eukaryota; Metazoa; Arthropoda; Insecta; Lepidoptera; Erebidae
Source: the annotation of a GenBank genome assembly
AUGGAGUAUGAUCUUGAGGCGUGGACUACAUGCCCUUACGACCCGGCGCACCGUGUCCCACGCUCCCGCAUACAGAACCACAUAGUGAAAUGUCAGAAAAAACGACCACCACUGUCAAUAUGCCCAUAUAAUGCUACUCAUCGUUUUCCUGAAAGUGAAAUGAAAGCCCACUGUCAGAACUGCCCUCAGAAACCCCUCGAGGUGGAAGACAACAGGCCUGGUGGCCAGAUUACAGUGCCAAAGCCAAUACUGCAACGGGAAUAUCUGCCGGAGACAGACCCAAAUCACGAAUGUUGGGACGAUUAA